UUAUUUAAUUUUUAUUUUAUGAUUUUUAUGAAAUUUGGGUUUGGAUUUGGUGAGUGCAGAUGACAUUCAACUCUCUUUGGCUGAAGUCAAACUUGCUUGGUUACCCAUUCCGAUUUUGCUUGAUGACAUUGUUGCUUGGAUAGUGCAUAUUGUUGCUGCCAUCCUUAAGAGUUUCCAAAUUUCUGCCUUCAGUAUGGAUGCUGCAAAUGCUGGACGGAUUGACCAUACACGGCCUGGCCCUAUUGACGAUUCGGUGUUAAAGUUGCAGUCCACCCAUCGGUCAGAAGCUAUUUGGAAUGGAUAGGAUCCAGGGGCCCUUACUUGCCGUGGCCGUACUGAAGAGUUCUCAAACCGAGAACCAAUGGUAGAUGAUCGAGUUGUUGACAUUAUUAAGGCAUUGGGGUUGGAGGGACUGCUGAGGCAGCCGGGUAGAGAGCUUGACCACGGCCUAAUUACAGCCUUAGUGGAGCGAUGGCGGCCCGAGACUCACACCUUCCACAUGCCACAUGGUGAGAUGACCAUUACAUUGCAGGAUGUGGAGGUGAUUCUCGGGCUUCCUAUCGAUGGUGACGCUGUAACAGGGAGCACACAGAAAACUUGGACGGCUGUGUGCGAGGAGUUCCUUGGCUUUCAACCUAUAACUCAAGACCAGCAUAAGGAACUUCAUGGGCAAAGGAUUCUCAUCAAACGGCUUUUGGAGCAAGUUGCUAAUCCAUUGCCGCCUAAUGCCGAAGAGGAUGAGCUGCAUAAGUACGCACGAUGCUAUAUCCUAGCGCUACUGGGGGACACAAUAUUCAUGGACAAAUCUGGCGAUAGGGUGCAUCUAAUGUGGGUGCAGCAGUUGGAAGACCUUCGCAACCCACGAAGGUACAGUUGGGGGAGUGCUUGCCUUGCAUGGUUGUACCGAGAGCUAUGCAGGGCAAGCCAUAAGGAAACCAGUCAAAUCGGUGGAUGCCUACUGUUGGUGCAGUAUUGGGUAUGGGCCAGGUUUCCUUAUUUGUGCCCGGCAAUUGAGCGUGGCCCACCAGUAGGCGCUUAUGGUCCUCCAGCGCGUGGUCCUCUGUACUUGAAGUGGGCGUGGGUCCCAAACAAGAAAAACAGGCCUGCCCACAUCUUCAGGGAUAGGUAUCGCCAGCAAAUAGCUUCAAUGCUGCCAAGCCAGGUGGUGUGGCAGCCGUACGAAGCCCAUUUUGAGGACCUUCCGCCAUGGUGCGUUGCAGGGAGGGCUGUGUGGACGGCAACGGUGCCGCUUGUAUGUUUCCACCUAGUAGAGAUACAUACACCGGAUCGUGUCGUUCGUCAAUUUGGGAUGAUCCAAGAAAUUCCCGAAGAUGUUAACACUGACCCCGUGCUUCAUGCCAUUGAUUUGAGGGGGAAGGUGGGCGUUGAUUGGAUGCGGAAACAUGCCACCCAUUUACUAAAUUGGGGUAACCGCCUUCAACGGUGUUGUCAAGCAGUGCUUGGUGAUAUGCCUCCAUAGCAUGAGUACUUCGACUGGUUCAAAAGGGUGACUCGGAGGUUCAUUGAUGUUCCUGGUGCUACAUUGACUAUACUGAUUGAAGGAUACCUUCGUUUGUUGAGCCGUCACCCGGUGGGCACGGAGGACCACGAGGAUAUUAUAGAUGUGCUGACUGCAGUACAGGCGAUUGGCCGUGUACGACCUCGGGACCCUGAGGUCCCGAAUGAGGAGGCAGCUACUCCUGCCGCAGCAGCUACUCCUGCCGCAGCAGCUACUCCUGCCGCAGCAGCUACUCAGAGGCCAAGCACUACUGAGAGCCCAAGCACGAGCAUAGCUCCCACUACACGUCUGCGUGUUCGUACCCCUCGAGUUGUCCCUACCUCUGAUCCCCCUCCACCCACCCCACAUCCAUCCCUUAGCCCCACAAUCCCUUCACCCACCCUACAUCCAUCUCGUAGUCCCACCAUCCCCCCAUUGACUCCACAUCCUUGUGUUGGGCCUGACAUUCGUCCACCCACCCCACGGUCAUUUCCCGAUGUGUCACCUAUUCCAUCCUUUGACUUGGGUAUUCAUCUAACCCCACCUGACAUACAGCAGGAGCCACCCUCUGCCAGUAUGUCUACUGGCCCUUCAUCAGCCAUCACCCCACCCCAUGUUGAUGUUGAGGAAGCUGGUGGGUUACCUGUUCAACAAGAAGGUCGGCCGAAACGCAUAUCAAAGGCACCUCCUUGUGGGACAGGAGGGCACAAACAUGGACACAACGCUGGGCCCGAGGCAUCUGACGAAGGACAUGCAAGACCUCCUCCUUAUUAUACGAGACGGCAUAAGGUCCAAAAAAGAUGAUGAUGCUAUGAAAAGACCGGAAGCACCAAAAUUCAAGUUCAGCACAAUAAAAGUAGCAACAAAUAACCUUUCCAAUGCCAAUAAGGUUGGAGGAGGCAGCUUUUAGGUCGAUUUUGCAGUGGCUGGUUAUUCAAAACGAGGCCUUACUGUUGCUUACUUAUUUGACCCGUGAAGCUGAGGAGAUUCAAAAAAUUGUGGUCUUCGAAGGUGCAUUUGAGAAGAUUUUCAGCAUCAUUAAAGAGGAAGGAGGUUCAGAAGGUGGUGUUGUUGUGCAGGAUUCUGAAGAUCUGGGCCUUGGGAUUGAUAGCUUCAACAACAAUCCCUGCUUCUGAACAUAUAGAGGACUAUAUAAAUGAAGAAGAUGGUUUGAAGUAACUUGAUAUCUUACUGAAAAGUAUAUAACUACACUACCUGUUCAGACUGAGUUGGAAACCAAGAUUUAUGUGAAGUUUUAUGAGCAUAUGACAGAAAUUCUAUUUUGUACAUGUCUUGAGUGGUGAUGCAUCCUUUGCUAAUGCACGGUUACCUUUGUUGGUGCAUUCUGUUGGGGUAUCUUUAUGUGUCUGCCCUUUCUCUUGGUUCAGUACAUUAUAGAGGUAGGGGAACCGGGUCAGAAGGCUGGUUGCGUGAUUUUGGUUCAGCUUUAAGUUAUGGUUCUAAAAGUAGUACUUAUUUUUUGGUUAUAUUUUUUCAUGCUUGUACCUUUUGGGUUCUAAUGCUCACUAAUUCAAAACCUUGAACAUACCUAUCAAAUUAAGAUUAUUGGUUCUCACA
Quercus robur (English oak) is the source of this 3076-nucleotide messenger RNA. Its product is annotated as serine/threonine-protein phosphatase 7 long form homolog. Gene Ontology annotation, biological process: meristem development; meristem maintenance. Lineage: Eukaryota; Viridiplantae; Streptophyta; Magnoliopsida; Fagales; Fagaceae. The record is from RefSeq and is a predicted model, not a curated record. The transcript is spliced from 11 exons. Bases 362 to 1480 code for a protein of 372 amino acids.